This is a messenger RNA of Caenorhabditis briggsae, 1341 nucleotides long. RefSeq names its product Protein CBR-ODR-7 (gene Cbr-odr-7). Gene Ontology annotation, biological process: regulation of DNA-templated transcription. The transcript has 5 exons. Gene Ontology annotation, molecular function: zinc ion binding; DNA-binding transcription factor activity; sequence-specific DNA binding. The coding region runs from base 1 to 1341 and encodes 446 amino acids. NCBI's taxonomy places the organism in Eukaryota, Metazoa, Nematoda, Chromadorea, Rhabditida, Rhabditidae. The record is from RefSeq and is a predicted model, not a curated record.
AUGAAUAAAGGAAUGCUCGGGUAUUACUGUAUCAAUUGUAUCAUGGCAAUGCCACAUUUCACUUGUUAUCCAAUGAUUUUAUCAGAAUCGGAUGUAACGGUCGCAUUACUAAAAAAUAUGGCAGAAAAGGUUGACCUGCAAGCAAACAAUAAUGGACAACAGCAAUGGGGGCAACAGUUCCCGCCGCCAUUCACUGGGAGACCUCCAGGAUCCCAGCAUCCGUUCAAUUAUGAAGAGCAGCACAGAGUCAGGGAACCAGUAUCACACGAUUUUGACAAUGAUUUGGCUCGACAACAGACGACUGCCCCGUUCAUGCAACAUUUCUUUCCUAGAAUAGUUCCGAGUUUACCAUUUCCCGAUUUCACCGAUUACCAACGGUUUAACGGUUUUCAACGAAACGCAUUUUUCCCGACUCCUUUCGGUCCUCAAUUUGUCAAUCCAGCAUGGAACAGUUUCCAAAUCAGCCCAGCUAUGCAUAAUCCAAUGAUGGGAAUGGAUAACUUCAACACACCACAGCAUGGUCAGCAUCCUUCUAUUAAUUCAACAGCAAAGGGAAAAGAAAGUCUCCAGUCAUAUCAAGAGACAUCUUUGACUCAAGCUACUAGUAGCACUCCAGAUAAACCACCAGUUCUUUUAGCGGAAUACAAUAUCAAACAGUCUCUCGACGAAAAGUUUGAAAGCGGAUCCGAAAUGAAAGCGGUCAAAGAUGAGCCAAUGGAGAAUUUGGAUAGCAAGAAGCAGAACGAAGCCAAGACAGACCAUCAGCGAUAUUCAUCCCUAUCUACUGAUAAACAAUUCGAACAGUCGAGAACUGCUCUACCAUCGUUCACCCCGACAUUUUAUUCAGUUCCUGUAGCUCCAUUAGACAUUGCUACCAACAACACAUUCAAGCCAGAAUUGAGCCCGCCUCCCGGCUCUCUACACGAUUGCCAGGUCUGUCUUUCAACUCAUGCAAAUGGUCUUCACUUUGGCGCUCGCACAUGUGCCGCGUGUGCAGCAUUUUUCAGAAGGACCAUCAGCGAUGACAAAUCCUAUGUGUGCAAACGAAAUCAAAGAUGUACAAACGCUAGUCGUGAUGGUACUGGAUAUCGGAAAAUUUGCCGUGCGUGUAGAAUGAAACGAUGUGUGGAUAUUGGAAUGCUUCCUGAAAACGUACAACAUAAGCGCGCCCGAAGAGAAUCCACCGGCUCCACACCUCCUCCACCGAAAAUUGGGUUCGAUAACUUCUUCCCUGGUUGUUUCUAUCCGCCAUUCCAGCAGAACUCAUCAGCCGUUCCAUCUCAACCCUCUACCGCUGAAUCUGGUCGUCCAUCGGUGACCGAAAACAACAGUUCUACAUAG